Otolemur garnettii (small-eared galago) is the source of this 2067-nucleotide messenger RNA. It is a transcript of the gene ZSWIM1, whose product is annotated as zinc finger SWIM-type containing 1. The record is from RefSeq and is a predicted model, not a curated record. The transcript has 2 exons. Gene Ontology annotation, molecular function: zinc ion binding. The coding region runs from base 251 to 1621 and encodes 456 amino acids. NCBI's taxonomy places the organism in Eukaryota, Metazoa, Chordata, Mammalia, Primates, Galagidae.
GUUGGCAAAUCUGGAAGUCACUCAGAGUCGGCAGGGUCAAAUAGGGAGAAAUGGCGACGGAGCCAGGCUGUGGGUGAUUUCUGAAGGGGUGGAGGUGUGAAGCAGCUGAUCACUGCGGCCCAUCUUUGGGAAAACAUCUGGGAACUACAGCCUCAGGCCUCAGCUUACUUGAAGUUUGAGAGACACAAAGCCUCCUGGACAGCAGCCUCAGCAUUUUGAUCUCAGCAUUUAGCCAUCUUCCAUCUCCCCCAUGUCCCUGACAAUGAUGAAUGGGCUUCUGAUUAAGAACUCAAGCCCACCUGUGCUGCUGCAUCAGGUUACCAAGACUGCCCAGUUAGAUACCUUCAACUUCCAGAGCUGCUUUAUGCAGGGUGUCUUUGCCCGUUUCCCUGAGAUCUUAUUUAUUCACCGGACCUAUAACCCAAGGGGAAAGGUGUUAUAUACCUUCCUGGUGGAUGGACCUCGGGUACAGCUAGAGGGUCAUCUUGCCCGGGCAGUCUACUUUGCCAUCCCUACCAAGGAGGAUGCUGAAGGCCUGGCCCAGAUGUUCCAGGUGUUCAAGAAAUUUAACCCAGCAUGGGAAAGAGUCUGUACUAUCCUCGUGGAUCCCUACUUUCUACCCCUGCCAACCCUAGCCAUGGAGUUCCCCACAGCUGAGGUUCUGCUCUCAGCCUUCCACAUUUGUAAGUUCCUCCAGGGCAAGUUCUAUCAACUAUCUCUUGAACAGCCUGUGGAAAGGGUGCUCCUGACUUCACUGCAGAGCACGAUGUGCUCAGCCACAGCAGGCAACCUGAGAAAGCUGCAUGCACUCAUGAGCAACUGCAUCCCCCCGGCUAAGCUGCCUGAGCUCCAUGCACACUGCCUGCUCAACGACCGCAUCUGGCUGGCCCACCGCUGGAGAAGCCAAACCGAGAGCAGCCACUACUUCCACAGCCUCGAAGUCACCACCCGCAUCCUCAGCCAAUUCUUUGGCACCACCCCAUCUGAGAAACAAGGCUUGGCCUCUCUGUUCCGAUACAUGCAGCAGAACUCUGGAGACAAGGGAAGCUUUAACGUGGGCCUGAAUCCCCAGGACAGUCUUACCCCUUCAGACACCAGCCCUGAGAGCCCCGAAAUGGAGCAGUUGGUAGAAUCCCUCAUCCAGCACUCCCUCAAUGCCAUCUGCACAGCGCCAGCAGCCCAGCUCUGCCUGGGCGAGUUUGCUGUGGUCCAGAAAUCCACACAUCUCAUCGGCUCUGGCUCAGAAAAGAUGAAUAUACAGAUCUUGGAAGACACUCACAAGGUGCAGCCCCAGCCCCCGGCCAGCUGCAGCUGCUACUUUAACCAAGCCUUCCACCUGCCCUGCCGCCACAUCCUAGCCAUGCUCAGUGCCCGCCACCAGGUGCUCCAGCCCGACAUGUUGCCUGAUCAAUGGGCGACAGGCUGUGCCACCGGUUUAGACAACAUCUUGGGCAGCAAGUGGAAUGAGACUCUAGACAAGCACUUGGCAGUGACUCACCUCACUGAGGAGGUGGGUCGGCUCUUGCAGUACUGCAGCAAGGAGGAGUUUGAGCGGAGGUACAGUACCCUGCGGGAACUAGCCGACAGCUGGAUUGGCCCUUAUGAGCAGGUCCAACUCUGAUUACUUACUCAGAGUAAGCAUACUCCCAGAGGUGUGCAUGCAUGUGUACACACUCACAUCCACCCUUACACACUCACACUAGCGUAUUUCUGUGGGUCCUCUUUCCAGAAUAAGGACCAAGGGUCUUCUAAUCUACCAUAGCCUGCUACCUAGAAGGUACCUAGCUCCCUAAGACAGAAAUCAGCAAAUCUUUUCUGUAAAUGGGGCCUAACCAAGCAAUUCCUGGUCUAAGAUAAGAGAUUGGGUGGUGAGAUUGAGAGCUGGGGCUUGGCGACAGCUGCCUCAGUCAUAAGAUGACUCACCUGACCCAUCUUCCUUGAGGAAGCUGGCCUGGGAGCUUUCCUGCAAAGGAAGAGGACCCUCUCCGGAGUUGGUUCAGCCAGGCUUCCAGCAAUUUCCCCCCUCCCCCAUCCUGGAGUCAAUAAACUUGAAUGUUACACAGUCCA